UGUCCUUGAAAAACAAAGGCAAGGACAUUUGGGGAACAGAGCUACAGAACCGAAACCAUAUCGGCAGACACCUUAGUGAAAACAAGUGUCGCUGACACUAGAAUUCAAGCGAAAACCAUCAAACUCUACACCCCCAACACCCGAGGCAGCCACCGCUCCAUUAUUAAAACAUGCUCUAUAAAUACCCAUGCAAUUCUCGCAAUCUCUUCAGGCAUAUCUUCAAAAAUAUCCUCAGUAAUAGUUUGUUAUCUACCUUUUCUUGAACUUGUUUCAUUAUUGCCCUAUUAUUUUUUUUGGUUGAAAUCCUUUUCCUUUGCAAUGGCUAAAAAUGUUGCUCAAUCUGCUACCUUGGCUUCAGUGGACCAAAAGCUGGCCAUGGCAAAGCGCUGCUCUCAUGAGGGAGUAGUUGCUGGAGCUAAGGCAGCCGUUGUUGCUAGCAUUGCCACUGCCAUUCCAACUCUGGCUAGUGUAAGGAUGCUGCCCUGGGCAAGAGCCAAUCUUAAUCACACCGCACAAGCUCUCAUAAUCUCCACAGUGGCUGGAGCUGCCUAUUUUAUAGUUGCAGACAAGACUGUCUUGGCUACAGCUCGGAAGAACUCCUUCAAGCAUAUCCCUAACAUGGAGGCAUGAAUUUGAGUUGAUCUAGAUUUAUACUCGGCUUGUACUCCACAAUUAUUAGUAUUCACUUGGCUAAGAAAAGGGGUAGAAGGAAAAUUUUGGGGGAUUGGUAUUGUAAGAAGCCAUUUGCUCCUAGUUGGUAUGUAAUCCGUCGUCUAUAUAUAAAUAAA
Messenger RNA from Theobroma umbraticum, 788 nucleotides. RefSeq names its product early nodulin-93-like. The record is from RefSeq and is a predicted model, not a curated record. NCBI's taxonomy places the organism in Eukaryota, Viridiplantae, Streptophyta, Magnoliopsida, Malvales, Malvaceae.